AUGGGGAGAAGCAAGGGCGCCGCCGCCAGACGUAGGAAGGCCGCCGCCGCCGUCAGGAAAGCGAACGGCGCCCCCAAGAUAUCGGACGCCCCAAAGAUACCGGACGCCCCCAAGGUUAAAGCCCAGCCCCCCAGGCCAUGCCCCAGCCUGUCGCCGGACCUGCUGGCGAACAUCCACGACCGCCUGGGCUUCCUCGACCGCGUCGCCUUCGCCGCCGUCUUCGCCACAUCCUGCGACGAGAACCUGUUCCUUCACGCGCCAUGGCUCGUUCUCCCCAGCAACAAGCGGAAGACCGGCAGGCUCUUCUCCAUUGCCGAUCAGCGUGGCGCCACCGUGCCUGCCCCGGAACCCGCGCUGCGCGACCACUUUGUCAUUGGCUCCGCCCGCGGAUGGCUCGCCACGGCCGACAUCCGGGGCCAGAUCUACCUCGUCAACCCGUCCACCGGCGAGCAGCACGAGCUCCCGCACAUGUCCACCAUGGGCGUCUUCGGGCCCAGCAGCAACUACCACAACUUCUCCCUCAAUAUAAAGGCCUUGCUGACCAUCCGGUACGGCCACGGGCCGCCGUUCAACGAUCACUACUGGGGGCCGGAGGGGCACGGAACGUUCUCGUACACCGCCGACCAGAUGCGCAUGUGGUUCUACCGGAAGGUGGUCCUCUCCUCGUCACGGGCGCGCCACGGCACGUACGCCGCCAUGCUCAUCACGGAGUGGAAGGCCGGCGCCCCGGCCUUCGCCACGGCAGAGGACCGUGUAUGGAGGCUAGCCCCCUCGCAUGACGGCGUCGAGGACGCUAUCCACCACGACGGGCAGUUCUACUCAGUCUCCUACUCGGGCCUCGUGGAGGCGUGGGAGCGCGACGCCGAGUCCGGCGCCUACACUAGCACGGUCGUGGCGCCAAGGCUGGCUGUAGAGGAACACAAAGAGGAAUACAGAGAGCCGUCGUGCCGCAAGUACCUCGCGGCAUCUCCCGGCGGGCGGCUGAUGGUGGUGAUAAAGUACCCCGGGCAUGUGGUCGACGACCGUUACAGCCAGAGCAGAUGGUCGUGCGCCUUCAAGGUACAUGUCCUUGGCGACGAUGGGCAGUGGAAGGAGACGACGGACAUCGGCGAGCUCGCGCUGUUCGUCGGGAUGAACAACUCGCUGUGCGUGCGGACAAUAGGGUGCCCGCGGAUCAAGGCCGGCUGCGUCUACUAUACCGACGAUGAGCGCGGGGCCGCGGAGCAGCGCAAGCAGGCGUACAGCAGUCACGAAUACUCCGACUACCGGGCCGUCGGGGUGUACAGCCUCAUGGAUGGCACUGUGAAGAAAAUCAAGGCGCUCGGGGAGGAGCAGCCAAGCUUCUACGAGCCGCCGGUGUGGAUCACGCCUUCGAUCCCGUGA
This is a messenger RNA of Lolium perenne, 1383 nucleotides long. RefSeq names its product putative F-box protein At4g17565. The record is from RefSeq and is a predicted model, not a curated record. NCBI's taxonomy places the organism in Eukaryota, Viridiplantae, Streptophyta, Magnoliopsida, Poales, Poaceae.